GAAAGAUGGCGGAGGAAGAGCCAAGAAAAAAAAUCCCUUUGGUUCCAGAAAAUCUCUUGAAGAAGCGGAAGGCUUAUCAGGCUCUCAAGGCCACCCAGGCAAAGCAGGCACUUCUGGAAAGGAAGAAGCAGAGGAAAGGGAAAGGACUCAGGUUUAAGCGACUAGAAUCAUUCCUACUUGAUUCCCGACGACAACAACGUGACAGGGUGCGUAUCAGACGACUAGAAGUGAAACCACACGGCUUGGAAGUUCCAGAUGGACAUUCUUUGGCCUUUGUAGUACGCAUCCAAAGGAUUAAUGGGGUGAGUUUUCUGGUGCGGAAGACCAUUGCAAGACUUCGCCUAAAGAAGAUUUUCAGUGGUGUCUUUGUCAAAGUAACCCCUGUAACCCUAAAAAUGCUGCGUAUGGUGGAACCUUAUGUGACAUGGGGAUUUCCAAAUCUGAAGUCUGUCCGGGAACUCAUCCUAAAACGUGGACAAGCCAAGGUCAAGAAUAAGAUCUUCCCACUGACAGACAACACAGUUAUUGAGGAGCACCUGGGGAAGUUUGGUGUCAUUUGCUUAGAAGAUCUCAUUCAUGAAAUUGCCUUCCCGGGAAAGUAUUUCCAGGUGAUCUCACAGUUCUUGCACCCCUUCCAUCUCUCGGUGGCCCGUCAUGCUACCAAGAAUAAAGUGGGCUUUCUCAAGGAAAUGGGCUCACCUGGCUACCGUGGUGAACGCAUCAAUCAACUCAUUCGGCAGCUGAACUAGACCCAGGUGAGGCUGUCCUGAAAACUGCCUGUCAAGCUAGGUUUUAAUGGGGCUGUGCCUCAGCACUUACCCAUGUUU
Messenger RNA from Orycteropus afer afer, 827 nucleotides. RefSeq names its product ribosomal protein L7 like 1 (gene RPL7L1). Lineage: Eukaryota; Metazoa; Chordata; Mammalia; Tubulidentata; Orycteropodidae. The record is from RefSeq and is a predicted model, not a curated record. Gene Ontology annotation, cellular component: cytosolic large ribosomal subunit. Gene Ontology annotation, molecular function: RNA binding; structural constituent of ribosome. Gene Ontology annotation, biological process: maturation of LSU-rRNA from tricistronic rRNA transcript (SSU-rRNA, 5.8S rRNA, LSU-rRNA).